This is a messenger RNA of Beta vulgaris subsp. vulgaris (sugar beet), 1200 nucleotides long. RefSeq names its product aspartyl protease UND. Gene Ontology annotation, biological process: proteolysis. The transcript has a single exon. Lineage: Eukaryota; Viridiplantae; Streptophyta; Magnoliopsida; Caryophyllales; Amaranthaceae. The record is from RefSeq and is a predicted model, not a curated record. Gene Ontology annotation, molecular function: aspartic-type endopeptidase activity. The coding region runs from base 121 to 1191 and encodes 356 amino acids.
CCAAUUUCUUUCUCCACAACCGUGUAUAAUCGCCACCGAUAUCGCCACCAACAACCAUCACCGGAGACUUCGAAACAACGUCAUGUAGAUGUACACUCAAGCAUCUACCGCAUUGUAGUAAUGGCAGUAGGUUUAGGUAGUAAUAGUACAUCAACUCCAAUGUUAAUGACCGAGCUAGCAGUUGAUACUGGUAGUAGCUUCACAUGGAUCCAAUCUUUUCCUUGUGACUCCUGUUAUAGUCAAGGCAACUUCCCUUACUACAAUCACACUGCAUCCAAAUCUUUUAACUAUGUAUACUGUGGAGACGAAAUUUGUGAAACUUUACAUGGUGAUGUAUACCCUGGAUGUCGUGCCUUAAGAGGUUCCCUAGAGGAAUUUUCGUGCUCGUAUCGAAUGAGAUAUCUUGAUCAAUCUAGCUCAAGUGGCAUAGUUGGAACCGAGACAUUUUACUUCCCUAAACAAAGGCCUAUACUUGAUGAGUAUAUGCCACUAGAUGGAGUACCAUUUGGUGUAGGAGUUUCGAAUAACAUCCCGGAUAACUUGGUUGGAUUCGCACCAGGAAUGGCAGGGCUCUUACGUGAGGGAACGUUAUUGAACAAGCUAGGGGUGAAGAGAUUCUCUCAUUGUUUUCCUCGCUUCGAAGAUGAUAUUGGAAUAAUUGGUUUUGGUGAAGAAGCUAACAUUACAGGGGUUAAGUUGGCCUUAAAUCAGGAAUCAACAAACUAUGAGGCUCCCCUGACUAAUGUGUUUGUGGCAGGGGAGCAAAUUCUAGUGGCAGAGGAAGGAUUGCCUGUUGAUAUGGUGUUUGACACGGGUACGAGUUGGAGUGUUCUUUCCUCACCACUAAUGGACGCGUUUAUGGCUGCUAUCAAUCGGACUAGUCUUAGAAAGUUCAGGCCUCAGAGAUUGAAUGGAAAAAGUGAGUUUUGUUAUAAGACUACUGACUUGCUUACCAUUGAUUUGGACAAGGUUGCUAAGGUAACUUUUCAGUUUAGAUACACUGCUAAUAUUGAUUUGUUCUCUUUUCAUAUAUGGACUCGAGUUGAUGAAUUUCUAUGCUUAGCAUUCAUGAGAGGGGAACAAGGUGAAAAUGUCUUUGGUAGUGAUCUUAUGAGGCAUAUGAAUAUAGGAUAUACACUCGAUAUAGAUGACUUCGCUAUGUAUUUUUCUCAUGAGCAUUGUUGGAUAUGAGUCGUAUGA